Messenger RNA from Penicillium cosmopolitanum, 1053 nucleotides. Its product is annotated as MDR family NADP-dependent oxidoreductase. NCBI's taxonomy places the organism in Eukaryota, Fungi, Ascomycota, Eurotiomycetes, Eurotiales, Aspergillaceae. The transcript has 2 exons. The record is from RefSeq and is a predicted model, not a curated record. Bases 1 to 1053 code for a protein of 350 amino acids. Gene Ontology annotation, molecular function: oxidoreductase activity, acting on the CH-CH group of donors, NAD or NADP as acceptor.
AUGGAUCUCCCUACCAGAACAAAAUGCUGGGUAUUGGCCGAAAAGCCGAUCGGAAAACCCAUCAUAUCUGGACCGAACUCCACCUUCCAACUGGAGACGCGCCAAUUGCCAAACCUUGAGCCCGGUCAGAUCCUCCUUAAAACCUGCUUUCUCUCAAAUGAUCCCGCACAGCGGAUGUGGAUCGAUGCAGAGCUGCCAGCGGAUCGAUUAUACCUGAAGCCUAUCGAAGUUGGACAGGUCAUGGCAUCUCGGGGAAUCGGAAGGGUUCUUUCUAGCCGGUCAUCAAAGAUCAAGGCAGGAAGCCAGGUUGUUCUUCCGAAUAUCGGUUGGAUGGAGUAUGCUGUAGUGCCUGACGAGACCGUGACCGUUCUAGAGCCCCUGCCACUGGGUCUAAGUGUCACGCACUAUUUGGGUGCUCUAGGAAACACUGGGCUGACUGCCUACUACGGGCUCGUGGUUCAAGGCGAGGCGAAGCCACAAGAUACGGUCAUAGUGUCUGGAGCAGCAGGGGCCACGGGGAGCAUGGUAAUACAAAUUGCGAAGAAGAUAGUUGGGUGCGAAAGAGUCAUCGGCAUUGCUGGGACCGAUGAGAAAUGCCAAUGGGUGGAGAGUCUUGGGGCCGAUCUAUGUCUCAAUUAUAAGUCUGAAUCAUUUGUGGAUGACCUGAAGAAAGGAUCAGCCGGCGGGGUGGAUGUGUGUUUCGACUGUGUUGGAGGUUCCAUCUUAGACCAUAUUUUCCCACGGAUGUCAAAGUUCGGCCGGAUUGCGGCCUGUGGUGCCAUAUCUGGAUACAAUGAGAAAGGAAGCGCACAAUUUGAGAAUUGGUUUCACGUCGUCAGCAUGAGACUGAAAAUCCAAGGUUUCAUUGUUCUCGACUACGCUGCUCAUGCCCAAGACGCUAUUGAUGUUCUGAAGCAGGCCAUUGCCGAUCGCAAGGUUGUGCUUGGUGAAAAGAGUCAGACCAUCGAUCCAGUAACUUUUCUGGAUAUACCAAAGGUCUGGUUGCGGCUCUUUGAAGGAGGUAACACAGGUAAGCUUAUCACUGCUUUAUAG